CUCUCUGGGUGCCCUGGGGAGUGCUGUCUCUCUCUCUCUCUUGGUGCCCCGGGGGUGCUGUCUCUGUCUCUCUCUCUCUCUCUGGGUGCCCUGGGGAGUGCUGUCUCUCUCUGGGUGCCCUGGGGGUGCUGUCUCUCUCUCUCUCUCUAGGUGCCCUGGGCGUGCUCUCUCUCUUUCUCUCUCUCUCUGGGUGCCCUGGGGAGUGCUGUCUCUCUCUCUCUCUUGGUGCCCCGGGGGUGCUGUCUCUGUCUCUCUCUCUCUCUCUGGGUGCCCUGGGGAGUGCUGUCUCUCUCUGGGUGCCCCGGGGGUGCUGUCUCUCUCUCUCUCUCUCUGGGUGCCCUGGGGGGUGCUGUCUCUUUCUCUCGGGUGCUGUCUCUUUCUCUCGGGUGCUGUCUCUCUCUCUCUGGGUGCCCCGGGGGUCUCUCUCUCUCUCUCUCUCUCUGGGUGCCCUGGGGGGUGCUGUCUCUCUCUCUCUCUCUCUCUGGGUGCCCUGGGGGUCUGUCUCUCUCUCUCUCUCCGGGUGCCCCGGGGGGUGCUGUCUCUCUCUCUGGGUGCCCUGGGGGUGCUGUCUCUCUCUCUCGGGGUGCUGUCUCUCUGUCUCUGGGUGCCCUGGGGGGUGCUGUCUCUCUCUCUCUCGGGGUGCUGUCUCUCUCCCUCUCUCUCUCUCUCUCUGGGUGCCCUGGGGGGUGCUGUCUCUCUCUCUCUCUCUCUGGGUGCCCUGGGGGUGCUGUCUCUUUCUCACGGGGUGCUGUCUCUCUCUCUCUCUCUCUGGGUGCCCUGGGGGUGCUGUCUCUUUCUCUCGGGGUGCUGUCUCUUUCUCUCGGGGUGCUGUCUCUCUCUCUCUCUCUGGGUGCCCUGGGGGUGCUGUCUCUCUCUCUCGGGGUGCUGUCUCUCUCUCUGGGUGCCCUGGGGGUGCUGUCUCUCUCUCUCUCGGGGUGCUGUCUCUCUGUCUCUGGGUGCCCUGGGGGGUGCUGUCUCUCUCUCUCUCGGGGUGCUGUCUCUCUCCCUGUCUGGGUGCCCGGGGGUGGUGCUGUCUCUCUCUCUGGGUGCCCCGGGGGGUGCUGUCUCUCUCUCUCUCUCUCUCUCUGGGUGCCCUGGGUGCUGUCUCUGGCUGCCCCGGGGUGGGGGGGAAGGGCUGUCUCUCUCUGAGUGCCCCCGGGGGGGUGGGGGCUGUCCCUGGGUGCCCCACCUCCCGGUCCGGCUCCAGCUCCGGGAUCUUCCGGGAUCGGGAUUCGGCGGCGGUUCCGGGUGUUCAUCCGCCGGAGCCAAGGGGAAAGAGUGUGAUCGGAUCUAUUCCAGUUGCCCGGGAAUGCCGAGGAGGCAGAACGUGCAAACACUGAAACAGUUAUGUCUGUGUAACGUGGCAGCGAACAUGAAGGAAGUGUGGGCCAAGGAUUACACAGAUAACUAUCUGACCCAGUAUGAUUUCCUCUACAUCAUUGGGCCAUUCAAUGACCUUGCGUCGAGUCUGGUUGAGGACCUGCUGCGAUUACUGGGUGAGACACACCGCCUGAGCCGAGCCUACCUGCACCUUCUCUUGGUGCCGCACCUGGUGGAGCUGAGUCUGAGGAGCUGCUCUGGGUUGGUCAGUAACGCCAUUGGCCAAAUCAUUCAUGCUCGCUGCCAGGGUCUAACUUCUCUCGACUUACAUGGAUGCAACAGGAUCCAGUCAUCUCUCCUGGUGGAUCUGAUCGAGUGUCUGCCACGCCUCCGUAAGCUGAUUCUGUCAGGUACCCAGUGUAACCUCCAGGUGCUGUCAGCUAUUGGAUGUACGUGCAAGGAGCUGAGAGAGCUGGAUGUCUCGAUGUGUAAAGCAGUGACCUCCUUGGCGUUGCUGCAUUUGGUGUAUGAUCAGAGCCGGGCAGCGUUUAACCCCCUGCAGCUGGGCAAGCUCUUGACUGAGGGCAUUCAGCUCUGUCCGGACUCCACUGAGCAGCAGGUGACUAUUGUGGCCUUUCUCCUGCUAGCUCUCCCCAGGUUAGAGUACAUCUCUCCCACCUUCCUCGCGGAAGCACUAACUCUGAUCCACAAGCGUCUGUUUGGGAAAGGCCAGCAGUUUCUGCACAGCCAAGGCUUCCCCUGUCUGGAGAAGGCCUUAGGCCUCAGAGUAACACCAGGAGAUGGCCCCUCACAGAUAGCGCUCAGUCUCAGACAGUUGGAAGUAGGUCCAGGGCAAGACCUCUCCAUCGUGACAUCCAUCUGCAGAGAGGUUGUCGAAGCCAGAGUUUCCCUGGACGAUGAGAUAAGGGACCUGCAGUGCUUUAAUUCCUGGAAACAGCUAACCCACCUCACUGUGGACUGCACUGGCGAUGCCAAGAGGACUUUGAGUGAGAUGAUCCCGAUUUUCUCCUGCCUGGGCUGUCGUCUCCACUUUCUUUCCCUUCAGAACUUCCACUACCAUCUAGAAACUUCUGUCAGCCGUAUCCUGGAACUCUGUCCCAGUCUCCAUGUCUUCCAGGCUCUACUGCAUCCUCCUCCACAGAACUGUAGCUCCGCUCUGGUAAACGAGGACAGUGAUGGUGAAGACGAUGACCAGCAGCCGGAUGAGAGCUUUUUGCUUCCCGUAAACUGGCAUUUUCCCCACUUAAAGGAUUUCAGUUUGCGGCUUUUCGAUUCCACCCUGAUGCCUCGCAGUUUUCAGCUCUCCCUGGGAACAGCCAUGAUCUCCACUCUGCAGGGGUCACCGAGGCUGGAGAAGCUAUCCCUCAUCAACAUCCACCUGAAUCUGGACAGGCUUUUCCAGAAGGUCCUGGAGCAGCCUGCCUCUCUGGUGCAGUUAACAGAGCUGUGUCUGUCCCAAAGCCGUGUGUCACCUGUCACUGUCCAGCUCCUGAUGACAACAGACAACCAGCUGACCUCCCUCGAUAUAAGACACUGUCACAAUAUCCAUCGCCGUCACUAUGACCGGUUUGUGACAGAUGCAAAACGCAGUAAGUUUGAUUUGCAAAUCGUCUGGGAGUGAUGUGUAAGGGGACUGGUUAAAUCGACAAAUGCUAAGCACUGCUGUCAUGUGACAGUCCUCAGAGUGUGGAUUUGAAUGAGCAUAUGAUAGAGCAUAUGAAUAGUAUGAAGAGCUUUUUACAGAGACACAGGCAGCCUUAGAGGCAUUCACACCCACUCUCACACCCGCACCGUCACACCCGCACCGUCACA
This is a messenger RNA of Hemiscyllium ocellatum (epaulette shark), 3153 nucleotides long. RefSeq lists its product as uncharacterized. The record is from RefSeq and is a predicted model, not a curated record. Bases 1310 to 2962 code for a protein of 550 amino acids. Lineage: Eukaryota; Metazoa; Chordata; Chondrichthyes; Orectolobiformes; Hemiscylliidae. The transcript has 4 exons.